CGAUUUCCUGGGGCUUGUAGCACUAACGCAGAGGGAGGGUGACGUAAAGUCAACGUCCCUCUCUGCUGGGAGACGGGAGGACUCCGAGAAGGAGCGAGGAUGGCCGCGAGAGAAAGAGGGCUGACUUCUGGGCGGCGCUAAGUCUGGGCGGGGACGAGGUCACCGCCGAGGCUUCCAGUGGAGUCUAAGGAGGCCACGUCUCGCUCCCCGAAAGUAUAGCGGCCGCCCCGGGUUUUCCAUACUCAGGGCCUCCAGACAUGUCCGAGGUGAAGAACCGGAAGAAGUCGGGGCCCAAGGGAGUCCCCGCCGAUCCCGGGAAGCGGAGCGAGACCGGAAAGAGCCCAGAGUCCCGGGACGGUGGAGGUGGGGGCUGGGUGGACCUCCGGACUGGCGUGAGCCUCCUGUCACUAGGGAUGUGCCUGGGCUUGGCCUGGUUUGUAUUUCAGCAGGCAGAAAAGUUUGCAAAGGUGGAAAACCAAUACCAGUUAUUGAAAAUAGAAACCAAUGAAUUCCAAGGACUUCAAAGUAAAAUCAGUUUGAUUUCAGAAAAGCUUGAGUCUACUGAAAGUAUCCUGCAGGAAGCUACGUCAUCCAUGUCUUUGGUGACCCAGUUUGAGCAGGAAGUAUCCAGCCUCCAGCAUAUCAUGCAUGACAUUCAAAAUAGUGAAGAGAUGCUCACUCAAAAGAUGCAAAGCCUUAAUGAGAAAUUCCAAAAUGUUACUAAUUUCUGGAAGAGAAGCCUAGAAGAAAUGAAUGUUAAUACAGACAUUUUUAAGUCAGAAUCAAAGCAUAUACAUUCUCAAAUUACUGUCCAAAUUAACUCAGCUGAACAAGGAAUAAAAUUGCUCACUGAAAGGCUAAAAGAUUUAGAAGACAGCACACUCAGAAACAUUAGAACAGUGAAAAGACAGGAAGAAGAGGAUCUUCUGCGGGUGGAGGAGCAGCUGGGCUCUGAUACAAGAGCAGUUGAAAAGCUAGAAGAGGAACAGCAUGCUCUCUUUGCCAGGGAUGAAGACCUGACUAACAAGCUUUCCAGCUAUGAACCCAAAGUGGAAGAGUGCAAGACACAUUUGCCAACCAUUGAAAGUGCAAUUCGCUCUGUUCUCAAGGUGUCUCAGGAUCUGAUAGGGACAGAAAAGAAAAUGGAAGACUUAACUACUCAGAUUUUUAAUGUGGAAGAUGAUAUGCUGAAAGCUGUAUCUGAGAUCAUGGAGAUGCAGAAAACCCUUGAAGGACUUCAGUAUGAUAAUACCAUAUUAAAGAUGCAAAAUGAACUGGAUGUUCUGAAAGGAAAAGUUCAUGACUUUGCAGUAUAUUCGAGUACAAGAGAAAAGGGAGCUUUAGAAGAACGUAAUCUGGAAAAUAAAGGAAUUGAUAGUGAUUUUUAAAUGCACUACAUUUAUUCUGAUGAACCAUAUUAUUAUACAUAACUUGAUUAGUUCAUGCCUUGGCAUUGUUUGAUAACGUCUCACAUUAUCCUACAUUGUGAUAAAAGAAGUGAGAUUCUUUUAUCCACACAGAUUAUCCAGAUGAGCAAAACUUCUCUCUUUAAGCAAUAAAACACAAAAUUUAUUUUAUUUUAACCAUUUUAAAUAGAAAUAUUUUUAAAUAUAUAUUUCUCUACUUUUUAAAAAGCAAUAUACUUAAUAUUUUUAAGUGCUUUUCUAAUAAUUUAUAGUCAUCAUUACGAAUUUCAUCUAUUGGGCCAAAACAUAAUAAUGCCUCUAGGAGCUAAUGAGGAGAGUUUACCUCCUCACUAAAUGAUCCCAGUUUGCAAUUUUUCAAAUUUUAUAUCUGUUGUACUUCUACCUUUCCUGUCACAUUAAAAGGUGACCCACUGACCUGACUAGUGUCAGGUCGGUUGGUAAAAUGCCAGUCUCAGCCAGGUCUUCAUUUCCUUUGCAAUUUACUACAGGCUAAGAAUCCAGGCAACGAAGUUCAUAGGAAUUUUGUCUAAAAUAAAAGGUAUCAUGCCCAAGGGCAAGCCUGGGGUGCUUUGCUAUGAAUUAAUAUGCACUUUUUGAAAACAAUGGAACCUUGGAAACAUUUUUUUAACUUUUUGUUAAGGUUCUAAACUGUUACAGAUACUUGUAAGAAUUUUUAAAUAAGAGCAAAUACAGAGUGGGGCAAAUGUAGGUUUACAGCUGUGAGUAUGUGAAACAGUUUAUUAUAUUAUCACUUAUUAACUUGUAUUAUUUUCCACAUGAACAACUGUAAACCUACUUUUGCCCAUCUCUGUAUGUUUUUACUGAAGGUUUUUCCUAUGAAUUAAGUGUGUAUGCUUUUAAGUGUGGACUUUUGGAAUAUCUCUGCAUUGCUGGACUUUUUUUUUUUAAAAGGUUCUGACUGUAUUACAGACCCUUGAGUUUGCUAGAUACAGGAUCUCUAGAGAAAUCACACACCAAUAAGCCUGUGGCCUAUUUUAAAGAGGAAAAAGCGGCAAAAUGAGAAAUGAUGACAGACAGCCUGCCACCUCCCUAAUUCUCCAGCCUCACCUUUUUCCACUCCUUCCCUCCUUCCCUGCUCGCACUUUUACACUUAAGUUUCUGCCUGGAAUGCUCCCUCCUCUCCUUGAGGGUCUUUCUCAAACUUCACCUUCCCUUACCCCCUCCACCUGUGCCAGCCCCCGCCCCAUGUAAAACUGUAAGCUUCCAAUUCCCUAUCCCCUUAACAAACUGUGUAACAGAUUUCAUUAACUGUUAUCCCCAGAAUAAGUUAUAGGAAUGCAAGGAUUUAUCUCUUGUUCACUACUAUAUCCCCAAGGACCAGAUUGAUGCCAGUUAAGUCAAUAUUUAUAGGUGAAUGAAAGUGUCAUAAAUGACGCUUAAGAGAUGUUUGCUGGGCAGCUGGCUUGUUCCAAGUUUGUGAAAGUCAAGACAAGUAAGACGCUGUCCUGGCCUUUAAUGCACCAGCUAGAGAACUGCACCACAGCAAAAAUCUGCAACAUGGGGCUACAAACUGAGGCCAAGGGCAGAUGUGCCAAAUGCUCAUAGGAUGAGACCUCAGGGCUUUACCUUUCCGGGGACCAGUUCAGCUUCCCCCCAUCGCGCAGCUCUCCCUGUUCUCUGUAUUCCUAGGGUGUGGGGGGCGUUAGAGUUAGGUCACCAUCCAGAGGUGCGAUGCCCCUCCUCUUCAACACAGCCACAGGAUUUAAUGAAACAUUUAAAAGGCUCCGCUCUUCAGCCUCCGCCCUGUCUCCUUUGCCCCAGGGCCACUCCCCACAGUGGGCUGAGUACAUAAAAAAUAAAAUCAGAGAUGAUGAAAACUAAGGUAAUUAAAAGUACAUAAUUAUUUUAAAGAGUCUCCAAACUAAUUACCCAAAUUUGUUUCAUAUAGUGAUUUGAUUUUACUCAAAAGUCUAUAAUAGAGUCACAAGGCAUAAGACAUGGAUAUGCUGAUAUGUGGUUAAGCAGAGAUGUAGCUGUAUUUUUUGAAUAACCAUAAUCAGAAAUGUGCAGUCUUCUGGAACACAGGGACUUUUAUUGAUAAACUGAAGUAACAAGAGUGUCCAAACUUGGUGUUGAAAACUGAGUCAACUGCAUGUAGAAGACAAUAACCAACUGUAGUCCCAGUUUUAUAAUGCAAUUUCAUUGGAAUUCAGCAUAAAGGACUUGAAAGCAGUUGGCUAUAAAAGGUAGUUGUGGUCAGGUAGUUUUACUAUGUAAAUCUGCACAAAAUUCCAAACAAGUUCUGCUAUGGUAGACAGGCAUUGACCAUAAAAAUGGAAGAGUACUACUAUUAAAGAGGCAUAGCAUUAAUUUCUGGAAACAAAGUUAAAUUUCUUGAGUUCUGAAUUUCUAAUUUCAUGUCUAUGUGCACUGACAAAUUGUAUUUGUUUGCUUUUAUUUUCAUGCUAAUAAAACAUUAUAAAGUUAGCUGGAACUUUGUUCAUUCAACCUCCAUCCUGUAAGAUGAGAUGUGAUCUCUUGUAUUCUUUACUUCUACAUAUUUGUUUUUCUGGCCUGUCACUAUAUUUGAUACAUCGU
This is a messenger RNA of Pteronotus mesoamericanus, 3986 nucleotides long. It is a transcript of the gene IKBIP, whose product is annotated as IKBKB interacting protein. The coding region runs from base 258 to 1388 and encodes 376 amino acids. NCBI's taxonomy places the organism in Eukaryota, Metazoa, Chordata, Mammalia, Chiroptera, Mormoopidae. The record is from RefSeq and is a predicted model, not a curated record. The transcript has 3 exons.